AUGAGCGACAAACUGUUUAGAUUAGAUGCUGGGUAUCAACAAUAUGACUGGGGUAAAAUUGGCUCCAGCUCAGCCGUGGCUCAAUUCGCCUCUAACUCCGACCCUUCUGUGUUUAUUGACGAAAAAAAACCUUACGCGGAGCUAUGGAUGGGAACUCAUCACAAGGUGCCAUCGCUGAAUCAUGAUAACAAGAAGACCUUAAGCGAGCUGAUCAGCGAAAAUCCAGCGGCCAUGCUAGGCGAAGGAAUUGUUAAGAAGUUCGAAAGUAGCAAGGAGCUACCAUUCUUAUUUAAGGUGCUGUCUAUUGAAAAAGUUCUCUCCAUCCAAGCCCAUCCUGACAAAGCUUUGGGCAAGAGAUUGCACUUGGAGGACCCCAAAAACUACCCUGAUGACAACCACAAGCCAGAAAUGGCGAUCGCUGUUACCGACUUCGAGGGAUUUUGCGGCUUCAAACCUCUCAAAGAAAUUGCGGAUGAGCUCGUGCGCAUACCAGAACUUAGAACGUUGGUUGGGGAUGAAGUUAGCGAAAAAUUCAUUGCUGGAAUCAAGACUCCAGCUGAGAUGGGUUCCGCCGACGAUAUUAAUAACAGAAAACUAUUACAAGCCGUGUUCAGCAAAGUUAUGAAUGCUCCAGACAGCUUGGUUGUUACUAUGUCCAGAGCUUUGAUUAGGAGAGCGCAGGAGAGCCCAUCUGAUUUCAACAAGCAAGAUUUGCCUGAGCUGCUGAUUAGACUGAACAGGCAGUUCCCAGAUGACAUCGGAUUGUUCUGUGGAGGCUUACUUCUUAACCACUGUUGUCUUAAAGCAGGGGAUGCUAUUUUCCUUCGUGCUAAGGACCCUCAUGCUUACAUUAGUGGCGAUAUCAUCGAGUGCAUGGCGGCUUCCGAUAAUGUUGUGAGAGCAGGAUUUACUCCAAAGUUUAAGGAUGUGGAAAAUUUGGUUGAAAUGUUGACUUACAGCUACAACUCAGUUGAAGAGCAAAAGAUGGCUUCACAGCUAUUCCCACGUUCUUCUGGGGAUGGUAAAAGCACUCUUUACAACCCGCCUAUCGAGGAAUUUGCCGUUUUGGAAACUACGUUCAAGGACGGAACCGGCACAAGACACUUUGAUGGGUUGAAUGGUCCGAGUAUUGUAAUUAAUACCAAAGGUACAGGAUACUUACAAAGUGGCGAUGUGAAGUUGGAAUCUCAACCGGGCUAUGUUUUCUUCAUCGCCCCAGGCACGCCUGUUAAUUUCAUUGCCGCUGACGAAGAUUUUACAACUUAUCGUGCUUUUGUUGAACCUGAAUAA
Messenger RNA from Lachancea mirantina, 1290 nucleotides. The record is from the annotation of a GenBank genome assembly. NCBI's taxonomy places the organism in Eukaryota, Fungi, Ascomycota, Saccharomycetes, Saccharomycetales, Saccharomycetaceae.